AAUAUUAUUAUGCUUGUAUAAUAAAUUUAUUGGGAGGAAUAGGAAUCUUGAGCUGGCCGCAUAAUUGUCAUAAAGGGCUAAUAAACUAGGCCCUCUUACCCCGCGGGAAUAGUCACGUGACUUAGCACUGGCCAUCGGAAAGGCCAUCUGGUAAACAGAACAGACAGAAAGAAGCCUCCGCCAUUGCAACAGAAGCGAACACACAGCGUCGCCUUUUGAACAACUGCGUAGCUUAUUGCACACAAACAGAACUGGUAAGUACAAUUUACAAUUCUAAAGCUCUUGCCAGCGCUGUAAGGUACGAAAGCAGCACUAGAUCCGCUACGAUAUGAGCGAAAUUACGAUCGUAGCUCAGAUUACUGUCACGGAACAAAGGGUAACAAAAACCCACUCCGCCAAAAUUUGCUCUUUUCGUGACCCUCAUACCUCCUCCGUCUAAUCUCCUCCCCCAAAAAAUUUUCCUUCACCUUUCAUACGAGACCUACAACCGCAUAUACUGCUUACGCUGUGCUCCUUAGCUCACGUGCAAAACAACAACAAAAAAAAAAAAAAAAAAAAUUAUGCUACGCGAGGGGUGCCACCCGCUAAUUGGAACAGCCUCCACUCUCCCAUUCCAAGACGAUGGCUCAGUUCCCGGAUGUAGUGCUCUCUUUAAUGCACGGAGGGGUUGUGCCCAUUUACCUCAAUACCCGUUAUAUUUUUAAGCAAUUGCCCAUACCCCUCUAGGGGCGAUACCUAAUAAUCAUUGCUAUACCACGCUGCUUUCGUACCUUCCAUGCAAUGAGAUUGCCGUCCAUACGAUGGUUUUUUCGCCUAGCGCAGCAAGCGAGGUGCUUGCACUGGCCCAUGCAUGACUAGCUUAAGGACAUGUCGCGCCCUCAUUUCCUGCUGUUAGGCAGCAGCCUCAUUAAACGUAUGGCCAACCCUGUAAACAUUGACCAAGACACUAUAGAUAGAUGCCCUCCAGACCUGGACCUCCGGGACAAAUGUAAAAUUACAAUGAUUGGACUUAGUGGUGGAACGCUACGGACAAUAAAGGAACUGCCAGUGCUACGUAGACUUGAGAAUUUUGAUGGCCUCUUCUGCCAAAUGCUAGGCAAUGAUAUCGCUUGGAAUACUCCCAAGGCACAAGUUAAACAGAUAGUGUCCGAGUAUGUGACAUUGCUGGAAACCUGGGCUGCCCAACUGCGAGUGGUUUUUGUGGGCCAGUUGAUACCCAGACGUCACUCCCCCACACCCAGCAGCAGGAUCAAGACCCCCGCGCAAGAAGUCCAGUACAGAUUAAAAAUCAGGUUCGCCAACACAUUCUUACAACGGGCUUUGCAAACUACCAACGUCAAAUUUUGGAAAAUGAAAGGUACCUAUGACGCCGCAUCUGCCAUGGUGUGCAUGGAUGGCACGCAUUUCAACGCUUAUGGCCAUGUCAGGUUUUGGAAAAAUCUCAAGUCUGCUGCUAGCAAUAUGGCUAAUAGAAUCAAGAAUGAACCCUCCGGGGAUUCCUCCAAUAGGUCCGCAGAUGGGACCAUUUAUGCAGCUGCUGAUGGGCAAUCAGCCAGCUGGACAGGCAGCACCACAACAGCCGCUGCCCCCAGCAACAGCCACAACCACAACAACAGCAGCAGCAACAAGGCCAACCUAUGCAAGCCAACCCACCUCAGCCGCAGGCCCCCCUUCAGGUGCAGGCCCCAAUGCAGCACCAGCUAGGGCUGCAAAAUGCAAACAUGCAACAAGCGGUAAACCAGGCACAGGGCCAGGCUCAAAAUCCAGCAGUGGGCCAACCACCAGGCCAAGCCCAGGGUCCAGCACUAGGCCAAGCGAUAGGUCAAGCGCAAAAUCCCGCACAAGGUCCGGCCUACAAUCAGCAACUCCACAACCAACCAGGUCCAAUUGGACAAGGGCCAGGGUUUCUAACAGGUGUAGGCCAAGCCCUGGGGGCUCCUCAGCUUCUCACGCAAGGGACCCACAACCAGAUGCCCCUCGGCGGUGGAGGCAUGCAGUUCCCUCAGGCCAUAGGGAAUCAGUACAUGGCCACAAUGGGAUGGCAGGGAGCAGGAGGGGGGCAGCCUCCUCAGGCUGGCGUAGCCCAGCAGAUUCUCCCCGGCACAGGAAUGGGCGUGAUAGGGAUGCAGCUCCCUCACGCUGGGGUAGCCCAGCAGCCCAUUCAUGCAGCAGGACUUGGUGGGAUAGGGGGGCAGCCUCCUAUAGCUGGUGUAGGCCAGCAACCCACCACAGUCGCCGGCUUCGGACCCGGGAUGACACAAGCCGGAUUAACAGUUACACCCAGAGGCCAGGCCACAGCAGGACCAGCUACCACCACUAAUUUCCUCCAACGGAUUACUGCAAAACGUAACACACUCCUGAGACAGGCAAAAGCACCUAGUACAACAUCCACUUAUGGACAGGUGGAGAAAUAUAUAGAUGCCUUUGAGUUAAAAUCUGGACUGAAAUUAUUCCCAGGCGAUGCCAUCACAACAUCAUUAUUUGUCACUUUUCUCAGUGAAUGGCUAGCCCCUGGGACAAUACGAACGCUACUGUCAGCGCUAUCAUACAAGUACAAAGUCGCAUGCUGGCCAGACCCAACUAAACAUUUUUUAGUAGUAGAAACAUGGAAGGGUCACUAUAAACAUGCGUAUGCCAAAGACAAGAGACUCCCCAUAACGCUGGAUAUCCUCACUAGACUCCACCAACAAUGUGCCCGCCUUUUCCCACGCCCCUAUGACGUCUGCCUUUACCAGACAAUGAUGUUACUAGCCUUUUUCGGCUUGCUACGAAUUAGUGAACUUGUUCAGACAACAGCGGAGCAUGCUGUAUUAGCCGAACAUGUGGAAAUCCACAGCGAUAAAGCAAUUAUCACACUGCCGUCUCAUAAACACAGCUCCUCCCACAUAGCCAGUAAAAUUACCCUCUGGAGACAACAAUAUCUGCUGUGUCCAGUGCAACAGCUAGAACGCUAUUUGGCAGUAAGACCAUACCCUGUCUCAUCUCAACUUUUUGUAUCUCACUUGGGCUACCCCAUCUCGAGAGCACAAUUUGUGAGGGCUCUCUCUCACCUUUUCCACUCACUGCAAUUAAACAGUACUCAAUUCAAGAGCCAUUCCUUUCGCAUCGGGGGGGCAACAUUUGCGGCAUCCCUAGGUAUGUCUAGUGAGGCCAUUCGGCAGCUGGGCCGCUGGAAAUCUUCAGCAUUUACCAAAUAUAUUAGGUAUUAAAAUGUAUCGCAAGGCAAACGACCAAACACUUGAUAGACAUCAAAGCCUUCCCUAUAACGGUUGAGAAACUUAUAGUUUUUGCGCUACGCCAAAUAAGUGCUAUUGAUAGCCUUAAAUUAUGCUGCACAUAAUGUUAACAAGUAUGCGCUGAUAUUAUCUGCUGAUUAAGCGGUGUACAGUAGCCUCCAUGUAGUGUCAUUAGCCAAAGGGCACCACGGGACCACAACUGAGUAGCACCCGAACAACUGUAUAUAGGCCCACUUGUACAAUAUAAUACCACUACGCUGCAGCCUAAUCUGGCUUACAUUACUGCUCUCAGUCUCAUCCUUGGGUGCCCAUUAGCAUACUGUGAUGUUUUAUCUAGAUGUAAUGUUCUACUUGAUCUGUCCUCAUUCCACGCUGGUCUGAUAAAAAUGUAUUACUAUUAGUCAAUUGUUUAAUUUUUGUGUUACCUAUGUAGGAUGGCUAGAUGUGUAAAGCUCAGGCAUAUUUGACCUGCUGGGGCUCCAGACUAUGUAUAGAACUGAGGACAAAUCCAUAGAACUGCAACAUGAAUGCCUAUGAAACCUGUCAUAUAGAAGGCUGAUGUUAGUUAAAGGCUUCCAUAGAAUCGAUCUGUUUGAUUAGUGCUAUACCCAAAAGCUACAGUUAUUCUCUUUUGUUAUCAUGCCUGCCCACCGUCCACCCCCAUUAGCACUUUCCUAGUCAUUCAUGCCAUGUAAAUAAAAGAGAUUAUAAUCUAGAA
Messenger RNA from Lingula anatina, 3954 nucleotides. RefSeq lists its product as uncharacterized. Gene Ontology annotation, molecular function: DNA binding. Lineage: Eukaryota; Metazoa; Brachiopoda; Lingulata; Lingulida; Lingulidae. Gene Ontology annotation, biological process: DNA recombination; DNA integration. The record is from RefSeq and is a predicted model, not a curated record.